AUGGCGAGCCCAGAAAAGCAGCAAAAUGGGUCCCCGAGCCAGGCUCCGGAGAAGCAGGAACCGGCCGCUGCCGAGAACGAUGCGGAGGAACUUCCGAAGCCAAAGCCCACCACAUUGAAACGCCUCAUGGACAAGGUCGGGCUAAAUGCUGCCACCUUGGUCCUGAUGUUCAAAGGCUCCAUCCCUCCUAUCAUUGGCAUAUCGAUGUACCAAUCGACACGAAUAUCCUCUUACUUCACGACGAUGGGAUAUUUAAUCCCGGUAAUCUCCGUCCUUGCCGUCACGAUCCUGCCGCGCGACAGAUUUAUCCAGAACCUCAUCUUGGACCUCCUUGCCAUCUGCGUUGGCUCGGCCAUGUCUCUCCUCGUCCUCUGGUCCUCCGUCCAAGCACGUAUUCAUACCUCCCCUCCCACAUCCCAGGCUACCACGGGAGCCCCACCACCGUAUAAUUCGUCUCAGUCAGCCGUCUGCGCAGUAUGGCUCUUCGCCAAUAUCUGGUUCGCAAACCUUGUGCGGGCGAAGCUGCCUAGCUUCAGCCUGCCUGUGAUCAUCUAUAGUAUCUUGAUCAACAAUAGCACGACCUCCGGGCCCAAGCUUGCCACGACUAAAGCAGCGGAGGCCUUCGUCAAAGAGCAGCUUCUAGCGAUGUUAUUUGGAAUGGCACUAGCGACAGGCGUGUCGCUCUUCAUCUUCCCUAUUAGCAGUCGCAUGGUAGUGAUCGGGGAGUUGAGGGGCCUCAUUUGCCUGCUCAGAAAGGUAGUCGGUCUACAAAAGGAAUAUCUGGCGACCUUAGCAAGAGACGACAUUUUUUAUAUCGAAACGAGGAAUGCCGAAGAGCGAGAAGCCUCGCAGGACAAGAAGAAGCUGAAGUCGAAGGAUGAGGGUAUGGCCAAGGAGGCGAAAGCAGCCAAGCGUCUAACAGAGACAAUCCACACAAUAAGAGGCUUGACGGGCAAGGUCCAUGGCAAUAUGGCAUUUGCGAAGAGAGAUAUGGCUUGGGGAAAGCUUGACGCGAAAGAUCUCGGCGAGACGUUCACACUAAUUCGAAACCUCACGAUUUCAAUGCGAAAUGGCGAUAAAUUCACUUGUAGAUAUCUUCCACCGAGUCGCCGAACGCCGAAGGCGGAAUGUCAAAAUUGGGAGAAACAAGUGUGGAAUGGUGUCAUGAAACAAUUGCACACGCCAUUCCAGACCCUUGUGGAAGCAAUCGACCAAGGACUCGAACAUACCGGCAUCUGCUUGGAGAUUCUCCCGAAACCAAAGGUAACCAGGAAGUCAACGAGCAGCGGAUCGGACGAUGUCGAGGCCCACGGAGACGCGGUGAACCCAGGCGACCAAUGUUUUGGUAGCCUUGUGGAUAAGAAAGUCCAGGAAUUCUAUUUGCAGAAUGGAGAUAUCCCUCGGGCCUGGGUUGGGGAUGAAGCCAGCGACGCCAUACCAAGGAACCAGACGCAACUUUACGUGACUUUAUAUAUACAACAGCUGAUGCAUGCGGCCGGGGAGGCCCUCCAGGACCUCGUCGCCUUCGCGGACGAGAAAGUCGAGGAUGGUACAAUGAAGCAUAAACGCUUACUCUUCCCCACCGAACGGCGGCUAUGGAAGUGGUUGAUGAGUGUCUUCAAAGAACAGGACUCGAGCGUAAAGCAGAACCAGGAUAUCCUAGAGACGAACAACGUUAAUUACGGAGAUAGCUUUAACCCUAAGAAGGAUCUAGAGCAUCUUCCUGCCACCAAUAUCUGGCAGCAUUUUGGGAACGGGCUUCGUAGGAUCCCGUUAGCCUUGGGAUCUAAGGAAUCCGUCUUCGGCUUUCGAGUCGCCGCUGCUACGAUGACAGUCGGUCUCCUGGCAUUCUUGGAGCAAACCCAACAAUUCUUUCAAGAUCAGAGGCUAGAUUGGGCAAUGAUUACUAUCGCUCUGGGAAUGACGAUUACUUCUGGCCAGUCGAUUUUCGGCUUUUUCUGUCGAGUCGGGGGCACGUGUCUAGGCAUGAUCUUCUCACUCGUUAUCUGGUAUAUCGUCGACCAGAAGACCCCCGGCGUUAUUGUUUUCCUAUGGUUUUUUAUCUUCAUUGAGUACUACUUUUUCAAAUUUCCCCGGUUUCUUACAGCCGUUAUGAUUACCAUUAUUACUCAGAUUAUUAUUAUCGGUUACGAGUUGCAGGUAAGACAGCUUGGCGAAGCGGUAGCAACUGAGUCAGGACAGCCAUACCAUCCAACCUAUCUCCUGGCUCCGUAUCGGCUCGCUGUUGUCGCGUCAGGCAGUCUGAUUGCGUUCUUCUGGACAAUUUUCCCUUCUCCUCUAACCGAUCGGACUUGGCUUCGAGAGGAUUUGUCCGCGACCAUAUACCUUCUCGCUCAAUAUUUCAGCUCAGAAACAUCGCCUGCUUACCACCUUUUAAAAGCUCGGCGUAAGAUUUUCGGCAAGGUUAUGCGUCUCAUGUCGUCUAUCGAGUCUCACGUCGUGUGGCAGCGGUGGGAGCCCAACCUAGGCGGCCGCUUUCCCGUUGAGACAUACCAAGAGAUCAUCAAGCGUAGCGGGCGUAUCAUGAGCUAUCUAACGCUUAUGAGCUAUGCCUUAACACAUCCGCCGCGAACGCAUAGGGCGGGGGACCCUGACGAUGGGCAAGCUGGUUCAUCAGAUGCCGCCGCAGAUGCGCAAGAUAAUAGUUGGUGGCAGGCGCUCACAGAGGUCCUCUCGGGAGUAGAACCGACGAACCAUACUUUCCUGUCGACAUUGACCUUAUUGUCAAACUCGAUGCUUGCAGGCCAGAGCUUGCCACCCUUUCUGCUUCUUCCUCAACCUUACGAGAUGAUGCCGAGACUGAUUCGGCUGCCUAAAGACGACAGGGCCACCGAAUCAGAUCAAGAGGACAAUCCAUCACUUCCCCAUUGGGACUUCUCACGUGGACGCGGAAACUCGGGACUGACUACCAUCGAUUUGCGCCAGGAGGCCCCAGAUCACCUGCGUGGCUACGCGGAAUUCGUCGCGAUGCAGGUGUGCAGCACGCUGGUAUGCGACGACCUUGAGGGGUUGGUGCGGGCGGUGAGCGGGCUUGUAGGCGUCGUGGACUUCAGCUUCCGCAUGGUUGAAAAGCCGCUGGCCCAGCGGAGGACGACUCGGCUUGUUGCCGCGAUCAGUAAGGAGAAGGCGAUUUGA
Molecule: messenger RNA, 3156 nt
Organism: Fusarium vanettenii 77-13-4
Lineage: Eukaryota; Fungi; Ascomycota; Sordariomycetes; Hypocreales; Nectriaceae
Exons: 9
Coding region: 1-3156 (1051 amino acids)
Source: RefSeq, a predicted model, not a curated record